Molecule: messenger RNA, 365 nt
Organism: Pseudophryne corroboree (corroboree frog)
Lineage: Eukaryota; Metazoa; Chordata; Amphibia; Anura; Myobatrachidae
Product: cytochrome c oxidase subunit 7C, mitochondrial
Exons: 3
Coding region: 73-264 (63 amino acids)
Biological process (GO): mitochondrial electron transport, cytochrome c to oxygen
Source: RefSeq, a predicted model, not a curated record
GCCGUGCGUAGCGGAAGCUAGGGGAGUUUGGAGGUUACACAGUGGCUGUAGUGUUUCUCCCUGUCUGCAGCCAUGAUCGGUCAGUGCGUCCGUCGUUUCGCUACCUCCGCCGUACGCCGUGCCCACUACGAAGAAGGCCCGGGCAAGAACCUGCCCUUUUCCAUUGAGAACAAGUGGAAGCUCCUCGCCCUAAUGACUGCUUUCUUCGGCAGUGGAUUUACCUUCCCCUUUAUUAUAGUCAGACAUCAGCUGCUGAAAAAAUGAGAGCUCUAAAGAAAAAUUUGAAGGUGCAGUGGACCGUCUGACGCUAUUCUGUAUUUUCCUACCAUGACAGACAUGGGUUGUAAAUAAACAGUUCUACGUGA